GCCCGCCGCCGCCGAGCGGGAGCGUCCGAGCCGCCCGCGCCUCCGCGGCCUCCUCCCCUCGGCACAUGGUCGCCCGCCCCUUCCUGCGCCGCGCUCGGCUCCCGCGCCUCGCCGCCGCCGCCGCCGCGCCCGUGCCGCCCGCCCCGCCGGUCGCUCCCGGCCGCCGCCCGCCCUCCGUCCCCAGGGCCGCCGGCGCCCGGCUGAGGGCUGCGGCGCGCGGGAGCCAUGGAAUAAUGCCCAGCGGCCCGCCCGGUCCCGGUAAUUCUCUGAUGUGACGGCUGAGACAUGAGAUCUUCAGCCUCCAGGCUCUCCAGUUUUUCGUCAAGAGAUUCACUAUGGAAUCGGAUGCCGGACCAGAUCUCCGUCUCCGAGUUCAUCACCGAGACCACCGAGGACUACAACUCGCCCACCACGUCCAGCUUCACCACGCGUCUGCACAACUGCAGGAACACCGUCACGCUGCUGGAGGAGGCUCUAGACCAAGAUAGAACAGCCUUGCAGAAAGUGAAGAAGUCUGUAAAAGCAAUAUAUAAUUCCGGUCAAGAUCACGUACAAAAUGAAGAAAACUAUGCACAAGUUCUUGACAAGUUUGGAAGUAAUUUUUUAAGUCGAGACAACCCAGAUCUUGGCACUGCUUUUGUCAAGUUUUCUACUCUUACAAAGGAACUGUCCACGCUGCUGAAAAAUCUGCUCCAGGGCCUGAGCCACAAUGUGAUCUUCACCUUGGACUCCUUGUUAAAAGGAGACCUGAAGGGAGUCAAAGGAGAUCUCAAGAAGCCAUUUGACAAAGCUUGGAAAGAUUAUGAGACAAAGUUCACGAAGAUUGAGAAGGAGAAAAGAGAGCACGCGAAGCAGCACGGCAUGAUCCGGACAGAGAUCACGGGCGCUGAGAUCGCAGAAGAGAUGGAGAAGGAACGGCGCCUCUUCCAGCUCCAGAUGUGCGAGUAUCUCAUUAAAGUUAAUGAAAUCAAGACCAAAAAGGGUGUGGAUCUGCUGCAGAAUCUCAUAAAGUAUUAUCAUGCACAGUGCAAUUUCUUUCAAGAUGGCUUGAAGACGGCUGAUAAAUUGAAACAGUACAUCGAGAAACUGGCUGCUGAUUUAUAUAAUAUAAAACAGACCCAGGAUGAAGAAAAGAAACAGCUCACUGCACUCCGAGAUUUAAUAAAAUCCUCUCUUCAACUCGAUCAGAAGGAAUCUAGGAGAGAUUCCCAGAGCCGGCAAGGAGGGUACAGCAUGCACCAGCUGCAGGGCAACAAGGAGUACGGCAGUGAGAAGAAGGGUUACCUGCUGAAGAAGAGCGAUGGGCUCCGGAAGGUGUGGCAGAGGAGGAAGUGCGCCGUCAAGAAUGGGAUUCUGACCAUCUCCCACGCCACGUCUAACAGGCAGCCCGCCAAGUUGAACCUUCUCACCUGCCAGGUGAAACCCAAUGCAGAGGACAAGAAGUCUUUUGACCUGAUAUCACAUAACAGGACGUACCACUUCCAGGCGGAAGACGAGCAGGAUUAUGUAGCAUGGAUAUCCGUACUGACAAAUAGCAAAGAAGAGGCCCUCACCAUGGCCUUCCGUGGAGAGCAGAGCACGGGGGAGAACAGUCUGGAAGACCUGACGAAAGCCAUCAUUGAGGACGUCCAGCGGCUCCCUGGGAAUGAUGUCUGCUGCGAUUGCGGCUCAUCAGAACCCACCUGGCUUUCAACCAACUUGGGUAUUUUGACCUGUAUAGAAUGUUCUGGCAUCCAUAGGGAAAUGGGGGUUCACAUUUCUCGCAUUCAGUCUUUGGAACUAGACAAAUUAGGAACUUCUGAACUCUUGCUGGCCAAGAAUGUAGGAAACAAUAGUUUUAAUGAUAUUAUGGAAGCAAAUUUACCCAGCCCCUCAACAAAACCCACCCCUUCAAGUGAUAUGACUGUGCGGAAAGAAUAUAUCACUGCGAAGUAUGUAGAUCAUAGGUUUUCAAGGAAGGCCUGUUCGUCUUCAUCAGCUAAGCUGAAUGAGUUGCUCGAGGCCAUCAAAUCCAGGGAUUUACUUGCACUAAUUCAAGUCUAUGCAGAGGGAGUGGAGCUCAUGGAACCACUGCUGGAGCCCGGACAGGAGCUCGGGGAGACAGCCCUGCAUCUUGCCGUCCGAACUGCAGAUCAGACAUCUCUUCACUUGGUUGACUUCCUUGUACAAAACUGUGGGAACCUGGAUAAACAGACGGCCCUGGGCAACACGGCUCUGCACUACUGCAGUAUGUACAGUAAACCCGAGUGUUUAAAGCUGCUGCUCAGGAGUAAGCCCACCGUGGGCGUCGUGAACCAGGCUGGGGAGACUGCCCUGGACAUAGCAAAGAGAUUAAAAGCUACCCAGUGUGAAGAUCUGCUUUCCCAGGCUAAAUCUGGGAAGUUCAACCCCCACGUGCACGUGGAGUAUGAAUGGAACCUGCGACAGGAGGAGAUGGAUGAGAGCGAUGACGACCUGGACGACAAACCGAGCCCCAUCAAGAAAGAGCGCUCCCCGAGGCCUCAGAGCUUCUGCCACUCCUCCAGCAUCUCUCCCCAAGACAAGCUGUCACUGCCGGGAUUCAGCACUCCGAGGGACAAACAGCGGCUCUCCUACGGCGCCUUCACCAACCAGAUCUUUGUCUCCACAAGCACAGACUCGCCCACGUCACCGACCACAGAGGCGCCUCCGCUGCCUCCUAGAAACGCCGGGAAAGGUCCAACUGGCCCACCUUCAACACUCCCUCUAAGCACCCAGACCUCUAGUGGCAGCUCCACCCUGUCCAAGAAGAGGCCUCCUCCCCCACCACCCGGACACAAGAGAACCCUAUCCGACCCUCCCAGCCCACUACCUCACGGGCCCCCAAACAAAGGCGCAGUUCCUUGGGGUAACGAUGUGGGUCCGUCGUCAUCAAGUAAGACCGCGAACAAGUUUGAGGGACUGUCUCAGCAAUCGAGCACCGGCUCUGCAAAGACUGCCCUUGGUCCAAGAGUUCUUCCUAAACUACCUCAGAAAGUGGCACUAAGGAAAACAGAAACCAGCCAUCACCUCUCCCUGGACAAAGCCAACAUCCCAGCCGAGAUCUUCCAGAAGUCAUCACCGUUGGCAGAGUUACCGCAGAAGCCACCACCCGGAGACCUGCCGCCGAAGCCCACGGAACUGGCUCCCAAACCCCAAAUCGGAGAUUUGCCACCGAAGCCAGGAGAACUGCCCCCCAAGCCCCAGCUGGGCGACCUGCCCCCCAAGCCCCAGCUGGCAGACUUACCUCCCAAGCCGCAGAUGAAGGACCUGCCUCCCAAACCGCAGCUGGGAGACCUGCUGGCGAAGUCCCAGACUGGAGAGGUGUCCCCCAAGGCCCAGCAGCCCCCCGACGUCACCCAGAAGUCACACCCGGCAGAUCUCUCCCCAAACGUGCAGUCCCGAGAUGCCAUCCAAAAGCAAGCAUCCGAAGAUGCCACUGACCUCACGCCCACCCUGCCUGAGACGCCUGUACCACUGCCCAGGAAAAUCAACACGGGGAAAAACAAGGUGAGACGAGUGAAGACCAUCUACGACUGCCAGGCGGACAAUGACGAUGAGCUCACCUUCAUGGAGGGGGAAGUGAUUGUCGUCACAGGGGAGGAGGACCAGGAGUGGUGGAUUGGGCACAUUGAAGGACAGCCCGAAAGGAAGGGGGUCUUUCCGGUGUCCUUUGUUCACAUCCUGUCCGACUAGCAAAAAGCAGAACCUUAAUUAAGAUUGUCCACAUCGUCAUGUGAGACCGCUGCCUCCACGUAACCCCGUGCACAUGUGUGUAUAUAGCUGCUGUUACAGAAGAGAGACUCCGGAAGCGCCACCUCAGGAGGGCCGUGGUGUGUGCUGUAAAUACCCGGGGGGCGUCUGCCCUCGCCAGUGUCGGGGGCCCUGGGACCCGGCGCGCCGUACUGGUCCGCCCCCCUGGCCACCUAGCACGCCCACCUCUGUGCUGCUUUCCCGGCAGACAGACGAAACCAGGAAUCUCGGAACUGCUGGCUUUGCCAAUAAGAGUGGUCUCCAGCAACCGUGGAAAGGCAGGGAAUCGACUCUGUGUUCCUAACGCAACAGUGUUCUCAGCUGUGUUACUGCAAACGCGACAGUAGCAGAGAGGUGGGCUCUGUUCUGCAGGCGAGACUUCUAGCUCCAGGACAGACCAGCCUGUAGCUGAUCUGUGUACACAGUUUACAGCUACAAAAACCGACGUUGGUGUUUAUUACAGAGAAGUGCUCGGUUCAGUGUAAGUGUUACUCCUUCAGCAAAAUAUUCGCUGACCCAACCCCUUUGGUGGCAUUUUCCGGUCCCGCAGCCUCGCGCAGUUAGGCCAGGUGGGUGUAUAAGGUCUUCUGGUGAGGCGUACCCGCCCCUGAGAUAUUACCUCAUUAUGCAAAAUAACAUAUCCUUCACGACUAUUUUGACAAAAGCUUAGAACACACCUGAAGAAGCUCAACUUUCAGGAACUGAGGACCGCCAGGAAGCAUUAGCCUCUACAUUAUGCAUGCAUUUAGAAGCUUACCCGAAAUCUGCCUUUUAUAAAGGAAUAGUAUGGACAAGUGGAACUGUACAUUUUUUAACUUGAUUGCCAUUAAAGCAGAAAUUAUAAGAUUGCAACAAUACCUGUUUCUAACCAGUCUUUCGGCUUUCUCAGAGCGUGAAGUUCCAUCUCCUCUUCUGAUUAGCGUCCUUCGCCUGUGUUAAAGCCCCGAACACAUCAAUUUAAAUUAUUUUCGUAGUUUUUUCCUUGAUCAGUUCAAAUGCGUGACAAGAUGGUUCGCGAAGAUGACGGAAUUUGAACGUCGGCCCCUCACGCCGUUCCGCUGCCGCAGAAUCCCGGUGCUGACGCCACCUCUCCUCGCUCCGCGCUCCCGGCUCUGCCCCCCUCGCCGGCGAGCCUGCCAGCCUCACACUCGGUGCCGUGGACGCGUGAUGGUCAGGCCAGUUCUCAGCCAGGCGCUGUGAGCGGGUCUCCCUCCGUGUCCGCCCGUCCGGGCCCCAUCCGUCUGUCUGACCGCUAGAACGCCGGCCCCGGACUUUGCCAAGAACACAGCUGCCCUCCCUGCGCAGCAGGGCUGCCCUCUUGAUUCCAAGACCCUCGGGGCCUUCUGGUGUCACGUUCGCUUACACGGCUCUCUGGGCCGCCACACAGAAAGCUAAUCCUACUAAGCCCUUGACCUCGGCAGUAAGAGAGAAAGGUUCAUUUCACAGAAGCACAACAUCCCACUGAACCCCUAGGAAAAGCCCUCCUUAAUAGAGUCUCCGUGCUCAGUGAGUAUCCAUUUAGUUCUGCUUAAGUGAGUACUACGAAAACUUGGAAUAACCACCUAAUAAGUAAACCUUGCAUGACAGACCUGCAACACAACUUCUCAGCUGUUCCUGGAAAGUGAGUUGAAGCAGUUGCCGCCCAGGGUGGGGUGGCUGGGCAGGGGGGUACCCCGAGAGCCCCACACAGAAGGCGAGAGUGGUGGUGGCAGGCGGCCGGGCGAGUGCAGCCCUGCUUACUGGCCGCACUGGUGUCGGGACAGGAAGUCGCCAUCCGAAGUGACCUAGAGUCCUGGUUCAUUCAAGUACACAUUUUUAGUUGCAUUAAAGAACUAUUUGUUUCUGUGGCCUACAGUAUUUUCAGCUGAUAUCAAAAUAAACUGGUUUUCUAAAAAACUCAAAA
Molecule: messenger RNA, 5653 nt
Organism: Mustela erminea (ermine)
Lineage: Eukaryota; Metazoa; Chordata; Mammalia; Carnivora; Mustelidae
Gene: ASAP1
Product: ArfGAP with SH3 domain, ankyrin repeat and PH domain 1
Exons: 31
Coding region: 286-3693 (1135 amino acids)
Biological process (GO): positive regulation of GTPase activity
Cellular component (GO): cytoplasm
Molecular function (GO): GTPase activator activity; protein binding
Source: RefSeq, a predicted model, not a curated record